Molecule: messenger RNA, 2159 nt
Organism: Cryptomeria japonica (Japanese cedar)
Lineage: Eukaryota; Viridiplantae; Streptophyta; Pinopsida; Cupressales; Cupressaceae
Exons: 5
Coding region: 568-1722 (384 amino acids)
Source: RefSeq, a predicted model, not a curated record
AUUAUCACUUUUGACGCUGGGUGAGUCGAACUCCUGUCCUGAGACUUACGCGUCUGAAAGUCACUCGAGCCAAAUAAAAUACUGUAAGCUUUCGAUACGACGUCACCUGGCAAAAAAGUGGCAGGAGGCGGGAGCAGUGUCCCAACGUGACCACCGGCUUCAAAUUUCAAUCAAAUAAGAAAACGAUCAUAUGACCUUGGGGGAGGGGGGGAUUAAGAGGCACAGAAUCUGAGGCCUGGCGACCUUUCCUGAUUAUGUGGUUCUAGGUAUACAUCACAGAAGAAAUCUAGAAAGCAGAAGCUUGUGCACGAUCGGGCCACACUUGGAACGCUUCGAGCUCUGCUACAUUUCGUCCCAUUCGCUCAUAAAUUUGUUUUCCGCUGCUGACACGAUCGGAUAAUGGAAUACUUUUGUUAGAGAUCUGGGGCUAGGGUUAGAGAAACCAGACGAUGGAGGAACUGAGCUUUUCCCUUUUAGUGGCAGGAAGACAAGCUGUCAACUAGAGCGGGCGGGGUUUUUAAGGCGGGUAUAGAGCAGAAAUAGGGGUUGUGUUUGCGGGGGUAAAGAAUGGGGGGAGUAACUUCUUCCAUGGCGGCGAAAUUCGCAUUCUUUCCGCCAAACCCGGCAUCGUAUAAGAUAACGGUGGAUGAGGAGAGGGGGCGAUUUAUGAUGACGGACGUUCCUAAACGGGAGAAUGUGGAGGUGCUGAAGCUGCCGACGAGGAGAGGCCAGGAGAUUGUGGCAAUGUAUGUGAGGAAUCCUACGGCCUCCUUAACUCUUUUGUAUUCCCAUGGCAAUGCUGCAGAUUUGGGCCAGAUGUACGAACUUUUUGUCGAGCUCAGCCUUCAUCUUCGCGUUAAUCUCAUGGGGUAUGACUAUUCUGGGUAUGGUCAGUCUACUGGCAAGCCAAGUGAGCACAAUACUUAUGCUGAUAUUGAAGCUGCCUAUAAAUGUCUUGAAGAGCAAUAUGGAGCCAAAGAGGAGGAUAUUAUUUUGUAUGGCCAGUCCGUUGGAAGUGGUCCAACUUUGGAUUUGGCAGCACGGUUGCCUCGUCUGAGAGCAGUUGUCCUCCACAGCCCAAUACUCUCUGGUUUACGUGUUAUGUACCCAGUAAAGCGAACAUACUGGUUUGAUAUCUACAAGAAUAUUGAUAAAAUAUCUCUUGUGAAUUGUCCCGUACUCAUCAUGCACGGAACAUCAGAUGAAGUUGUUGAUUGCUCCCAUGGUAAGCAGCUCUGGGAUCUGUGCAAGGAAAAGUAUGAGCCACUAUGGCUGAAAGGUGGCAGUCAUUGCAAUUUGGAGCUCUAUCCCGAGUAUAUAAGACAUUUGAGAAAAUUUAUUUCAACUGUUGAAAAAUCACCUUUUCUGAGAAAUGGUUCGAGAAGAAGCACUGAUCAUUCUGAACCAUCUAGGAGAAGCACGGAUCGGUCUGAACCUUCAAGAAGAAGCACUGACCGGCGUGAGAAGUCCAGACACAGCACAGACAGAUCAGAGAAGUCAAGGAGCAGUACUGAUCGGCGGGACAAGUCAAGGACAAGUGUAGAUAGAUCAGAAAGGUCAAGGAAGAGCACAGAUCGUCCAGAGAAGUCAAGAAGCUUUCUUGAUUGGCAUGAAAAGUCGCGAAACAGUGUUGACUGCUAUGACAAGUCCAGAAAGAGCAUAGAUCAAUUUGAGAAAGCGAGGACUAGUAUUGAUCAAUUGGAAAGAACUAGGACAGGCUAGAGUGGAAAAACUCAGGAAUUUGUAAAGAUUGAAUUUUUUGCUAAUAUUGACUUGGAUUCCUAUGGGUAAUAUUGCACUUAUGUGUGUAGAUCAUUUCUUUAGUUUGUUUCUGGAAGUUACAGGAUGGGAGAUCAUCACAGCAAAGAUAUAGAAUGCCUGUUAACAAUCAGAAGUGCAUCCCCAGUCUGACAGAUUAGCAUAGGUCAUUUGAAGAAUUUUGCUUGUGCAAUCAAUUUGCAGUGCCAGUAGUUAAAGGUGCUAUUAGUGUGAUUUAAGACAUGUACAACCUGUGAUUAACUACUUUGUAUUUAUGGAGCUAUAUUGAUCUCUUCUACUGCUUUACCGUUAUGGAUAUGAAAUGUAGUCCCACUGGCUGUAUUUUAAAAACAUCAGAACUAUUUAAUAUGGGAAUUGCAUUUCUCAAUGUUUCCUCCUAA